AUGGGUCGGAGAAAGAUUGAGAUCAAGGCCAUCAAGGAUGACCGCAACCGUUCAGUUACAUUCUUGAAGCGCAAGGGCGGUCUUUUUAAGAAGGCCCAUGAGCUCGCUGUUCUCUGUUCCGUCGACGUAGCCGUUAUCAUAUUUGGUCACAACAAGAAACUAUACGAGUACUCCUCGUGUGACAUGCACGAUGCCCUUGGUCGCUAUCAAUAUUUUGGCCCUCCCCAUGAGCACAAAGGACCGGAAGACUUUGCGGGCAAGAGAGACGACGAUGAUGAAGAAGAUGAAGCGUCACCAGCCCCCGAAGAUAUUCAAGCUGUUCAACAGAACCACUCCGCCAUUCCCCCUCAUCUCCAGAACCAGCCUGCUUUCCAACAUAUGAACCACGCCCCGUCCGCAUCUCCUCCAAUCCGUGGUAUGCCAUUAACACGACAUGGCACGCCUCAGUCACAAGCUUCUCGCCCCUCUUCCCGGAAUCACGUUCGUCGAGUCAGCUCGAAUUUGGGUCCGCAACAGCAUGGCACCCCACCGCCACCCCCAGCUCCCCAAAAUGGAAACUUUACCUAUAUAUCCAAUCCAUCGAUGACCACACCAAGGGACGCCUCCCAUGCACCCACACGGCUUACCACAACAAAUGCAACCUCAGCAUCAGACACCCCAGCAUUUCCCGCAGCAUUCGCAUGCCGCCGGAAUGCCCCCGGAUCUCAUGCGCAGGCUCAGCAGGUGCAACAGGUGCAGCAAGCUUAUAUGCAAGAGCACGGUAGAGGCUCAAUGCCCCCUGGAUUUGUACCCGACAACCAGCAAGAACGACCCUCGAUCUCUGAACCUCAGGAUGAUUCGGGCGUGAUGAAAGUAGAACACAGCCAGUCGCCACCGCAAGGGAAGUCGUUUUCUAAAUCGCGAAGCAUUUUUACGCCUAUCGACGAUCGAGGUUCAGUGCUUGCCCGCCAUUUCGGAGCAUCGUCGUAUGAGCCACCUCAUAUGAAUCUUUCGCUCAGAUCUGAAGCGUCGCCAGGAACAAGAUCAAUGCCUGUCAGAGCUGCAACAGAGACACCACGUCCAAUGUCCGUUGCCUCUUCGUCAGAUAUCAAACCACCGUCCAGAACAAAUAGUGGCACGCUACCUUCGAAGAGACCGCAGCUGAAAGUUCAAAUUCCGAGUGAGAACUCUGAUGGAGGCAGCGCUACAGCCGAAUCAUCGCGUGAUUCUGCAGGGAAUAAAUCUUCUACUCCAGCGAAAGGAAGCGCAGAAAAUGGCCCCUCGGGUGUGGUUUUACCUCCUCCAUCGCCCUCCGCUGGCGCAAUAUUAAGCGCGGGGGCUUCGGGGCCUCCAAAUCCAUUUGCACGCCCACCUCCACCUGUUGCAGCAACUCGAAAUGACUCCUACGGAAGCAAUAGUGGAAAUCCAAAUAACAACGGGAACUCAAAUAAUAUAGAGACCCCUAUAUCUGCCCUUCCAAGUCGCUUUGUGUCCGACGCCCUCCUUCCCUCCCCCUCCAGCUUCUUCCCCGAAUGGGGCUUUGGUCGCUCCGGUCCCGAUUCCAACAUGCUGCCGAGUCCCCUCACCUUCCCGACUCCGGCAGUACCCAGUGGACCCAGCUUUUCUCGAGAAGACGAACAAGAGAAAAAGAGAAAAAGCCCCGACAGCGGGUCCACAAGUGAAGGUGUUCACAAAAAACCAAAAACCUAA
Molecule: messenger RNA, 1689 nt
Organism: Penicillium nucicola
Lineage: Eukaryota; Fungi; Ascomycota; Eurotiomycetes; Eurotiales; Aspergillaceae
Gene: rlmA
Product: SRF-type transcription factor RlmA
Exons: 4
Coding region: 1-1689 (562 amino acids)
Biological process (GO): positive regulation of transcription by RNA polymerase II
Molecular function (GO): DNA-binding transcription factor activity, RNA polymerase II-specific; RNA polymerase II cis-regulatory region sequence-specific DNA binding; protein dimerization activity
Source: RefSeq, a predicted model, not a curated record